CAGGCGGCGGGGAGGAGGUGGAGCGAGCGGUGCCUUGUUUGAAGGCCGAAGCCUCCUCGCCUUGCUCAUCCUCAUGGCCUUCUCCUCCCUCCUUCCCAAAUCCUGCUCCCCUUUCCCCUCCUCCCUCACCAACUCCAUCGCCACCACUCGAUUGGCGCCGCUCCGCGUCAGCAUCCGCCCUCGGGCCGACGGCCACCGUCGGGGCCGCUCCUUCCUUACGAACCCUAUCUCCAACCCUCUCCACUCUCGAUCGGCGCCCGCCCGCCUCAGCUUUCGCGCUCGGGCUGAAGGCCGCCGUGGCAAACCCGAGGCACCACCGCCGCUGCCCCCGUCCCUGCCCCCCGAGAAGAAGUCGUUCGCCGUGGCCACCGGCGAGCUCUUCUUGGGCCUCGCAUCGUUGCUCGUCAGGAGCAGGGGCUCAGCUUUCGUCGCCGUGCCCCCUGACGCGGAGGUCUAUGUUGACGGUAGAGGGGGUUCGAACGGCUCUGUGGUGGAGGAGUCGGUCGAUGGAGAUGUGAUCUGGGAGCAGAGGUCGAAGGAUGUGGAGGCCGAGAAGGAGCGAAAGAAGGUUACGAGCCCAGGGUUCAGUUUCUCCGCGGCUGGUUUACUGUUUCCCUACCAUCUCGGGGUGGCUCAAUUCCUUCUCGAGAAGGGGUACAUUAAGGAAACCACACCACUCGCUGGCUCUUCAGCUGGUGCCGUAGUCUGUGUCGUAAUUGCUUCUGGUAAGACCAUGCAAGAAGCUCUGAUGGCAACCAAGAUUCUGGCUGAAGAUUGCCGACUUAAAGGCACUGCAUUUCGGCUUGGGGCAGUACUUAGGGAUGUUCUGAAUGAUUUUCUUCCAGAUGAUGUGCACACUAGAUCCAGUGGAAGAAUUCGUGUUGCUAUCACUCAACUAUUGUGGAGGCCAAAGGGAUUACUCGUGGACCAAUUUGACUCCAAGGAAGAUUUAAUAAAUGCAGUUUUUACGUCUUCCUUUAUUCCAGGCUAUCUAGCUCCUCGGCCAGCCACUAUAUACCGUAAUCGAUUAUGCAUUGAUGGGGGUUUGACAUUGUUUAUACCGCCAACUUCUGCUCCAAAUACGGUUCGUGUAUGUGCUUUCCCUGCCAGUCGAUUGGGACUGAAAGGGACUGGAAUUAGCCCAGAUUGCAAUCCAGAAAACAGAGCUACUCCGCGACAGCUUUUCAAUUGGGCCCUGGAACCUGCAGAUGAUCACAUCCUGGAUGAGCUAUACGAGCUCGGAUAUCUAGAUGCAUCUGUCUGGGCCAAGCUGAAUCCUGUGGAUACAAUUGUGGAAGAUGUAAAUGGUCAUAUCAGGACAUAAUUCCGAUGGCUUAAGGUAAUUGAUGGAUGUGAAGGAUUCAAACUGCCAUUCCUGGAAAUCAAAUCUGGAACAAGUUUACGACACAUAGAAGAUUUUAAUUCUUGUCAAAUGCCCAAAACUAACUCAUCAGGUUCGGAAAAAAGUCAUGUACCCUCCCUCUUCAAUAUUUCAAAUUCCUUGUGAAAGGAAGUGAUCUGGAUCGACUGGAUCAGGGUUGCAUAGAAUACAAAAGCACCAAGUCUUUUACAUGGAACACAAGAAUUACUCCUUGAAAUUAAAGAUUCAAAUAAUUCUCACUUA
Molecule: messenger RNA, 1624 nt
Organism: Musa acuminata subsp. malaccensis (wild Malaysian banana)
Lineage: Eukaryota; Viridiplantae; Streptophyta; Magnoliopsida; Zingiberales; Musaceae
Biological process (GO): lipid homeostasis; triglyceride catabolic process
Cellular component (GO): lipid droplet; membrane; cytoplasm
Molecular function (GO): triacylglycerol lipase activity
Source: RefSeq, a predicted model, not a curated record